Molecule: messenger RNA, 1916 nt
Organism: Patella vulgata (common limpet)
Lineage: Eukaryota; Metazoa; Mollusca; Gastropoda; Patellidae
Product: homeobox protein prophet of Pit-1
Exons: 4
Coding region: 215-1153 (312 amino acids)
Molecular function (GO): DNA binding
Source: RefSeq, a predicted model, not a curated record
UUGAAGCUCAGAUCGCUAACUUGCUUCUAAUCGUUCAGUUUAGAAUGAAUUCUGAACAAUCAGGAAAAAAAUUCAAGUUACUGAGUUAAUAAGAAAAACGUAUUUAUAUCCGAUUUACCAAAUUGUCAGGGGACACGUGACUCAGAUGACGAUUGUUUGUUUACCAUCAAUGAAAUAGAAGUUGUAGAAAGUUUGUUAGCGGAAUAAUUUAAAUAUGAGAGACAGUAUGGGGGUAGGAAGAUUUACUGAUAGCCCUGUCAAUGGAGGGAACGCCAAGAAGAGAAGUAGACAGCUGUAUACCCCGCAACAGACCCAGAAAUUGGAGGCGAUGUUUCAUAAGAAUAAUUUUCCUGAUAGAGAUACAAUAGACAAUCUUUGUCAACUUUUAGAAAUCAGUGAUACCAGACUUGUGAACUGGUUUAAGAACAGACGAGCUAGAUCAAGACGAGAACCUAAAGAUGGUUCCCCUAACAUGGAUCUAGAUACAGAUCUAGAUGGAACUGUAGAAGAUGUCACUCCACCUGGUAGUCCUAAAUAUAAACCCCCGGAUGCCAUCAUAAAACCUAAAAUACACACCGGAAGCUACUCUAUACAAAGGUUAAUGGAGAAAGACCCUGUCACGCCCAUGGAAGUACCGGACCAUCACCCCCAAAUAGAUCAGCGGCAGCAACCAAGAGAUCCACCUCAACAAAUAAUGAUGCCUAAUCUUCUUCCUAUGACAGACAUGUCCAGAAGGUCGGCCAGACCAAAUCGUAGGUUUCCUAACCCUUCGCCAUUUUCUCACCAGCCAAUCAGGCAUCUUCACCACCUGACCGCACUCUUACCCCAUACUCCAGAAAGAUCUCUGACGUCGUCUCUAUCACAAGUUCUGAUGAGUCAAAUGGAUCAUCACAUCACGCCAGAUAUGCACGCGCGUUCUAUUCGCCAUCUUGAAUCUCUUCAAUGUCGGCCGUUCGAAAACGGCGGUAUGAGAAAUGGUAAUGGUCAUGUUAAUCAAGAUAUGAACUACUACGAAACAGGGAAUCCAUUGUGGGAUUUAUAUUAUACGUACAGAGAUGAGAUUGUUCCGGUUAGAGAAUAUUAUGACGCUGUUCCUGGGGUAACAAGAAACGUCAUCAAAGUUGAAGAAGAGAAAACCCUGCUAGUGCUUUAAUUUUAAAAUUUAUUACGAUCGUUUUUUUGACACCUGGAAAUUGAAAUGUAUUCAAAGUUGACAAUAUUUGUUGCCAUCCAGAGAAUAAGCUCUAGCGUGAAGAUCCAAACAACACUGCUCGGAAUGUAGGCCUUGACCAGUAUAUCGCGAACCUGUUUACUACCUAGCCCAUCCGCGCCGGGCACUUGCCGGGUUUUUUUGUUUUUUUACAUCGUGACCGGUUGAUCAUUUCACAGUGUGUUGGCGUCGCUAUUACUGAUUCAAAAGAUGAUAAUUUAUUCAAGAUAUCUGCUGCUUGUUUACUUUCGUGUCUAUAGAGAUAUGCAAUUAAGAUAUGAGUUAUACGUACCAGUGAGUUCCAGGUGUAAGACGUAGCCUUGAACACUCACGUCGAUGCUGUUGUCAAUCUCAAAAGAAACUAGACUGCAUUAUACACACAUAAUGUUAGCCUGUCAUAAUAUUAUUUUUCGUUAUUCAAGAAAAUAUCAUGUAUUAGCAUAAGUUAAAAACACACUGCCCCUUUUUUUUUUAUAAAGCCUACAGGCCUGGUACGGUUCUUUAAUCUAAUCUUAAUAGGAUUACUGUUUGACAGCAGACCAUUACAUUCCCUUUUCUCGUGCGUUAUUUCUUUUUCACAUGCAUUACGUUUUUUUCCCUAAUUUAUUCUGCGUACCAAAUGGCACGCAUUAUGAUAAUUUCACCGUAGACUUAUUUCAUUAAUUUGUAAAUACAAUUUUGACAAGCACUUGAACCCUGUUAGUUA